This is a messenger RNA of Schistocerca americana (American grasshopper), 2792 nucleotides long. RefSeq names its product NHL repeat-containing protein 2. Gene Ontology annotation, molecular function: protein binding. The transcript has 11 exons. The coding region runs from base 88 to 2214 and encodes 708 amino acids. The record is from RefSeq and is a predicted model, not a curated record. NCBI's taxonomy places the organism in Eukaryota, Metazoa, Arthropoda, Insecta, Orthoptera, Acrididae.
ACAAACUGUCAAAGUGUUAGUAAAUAGUGAGAAGGGCAGCGUGUUGCUGUGUACAUUUACGUGUGCUGUCACCGGUAACAAGGACAAAUGGCAGGUAAAGUCGACGAAGUGUUAGUUUCAUCUGCAAAGUUACUGGAAAUCCUCGCAGGUACCACAGAUGGCGAAGAAGAAGAAAAGUUGGUCGCAGAAUAUAUAAGGACACUAAACAAUAAUGUUCGACUGGAAGAUUUUAAAAAUAAUCUUGAGUGGUUCAAUACCAGCAAGUCACUAUCAUUGUAUGAUGACCUGAAGGGAAAAGUAGUUGUACUUGACUUCUUCACAUAUUGUUGUAUUAACUGUUUGCACAUACUUCCUUAUUUGAAGACCCUGGAAGAUACAUGUUCUGUAAAGGAUGGCCUGGUGAUUGUUGGUGUACACAGUGCAAAAUUUAAUAAUGAAAAAGAUUCGGCAAAUAUUCUUUCCGCCUUGCAACGCUAUGAAGUGCAUCAUCCUGUCGUUAAUGAUUCUGAAGGUAUAAUGUGGAAUGACAUUGCCAUUCCAUGCUGGCCUACACUACUUGUGUUGGGUCCAUCGGGUGAGCCCAUUUUGGUGCAGGUUGGAGAGAGUGGUGUCGCAGUAGCACUGAAAUUUGUAAAAAUUGCUUUGAAAUACUUCAGAGAGAAAGGAUAUCUAUCAGAACACACCCUGCCUGUGACACCAGCGGCACAUUUACGCCCAAAGUGUAACAACUCACUAUUGUUCCCAGGAAAGAUCACUGUCUGUCACUGCUGCAAGGAAAAACCAUGUGGCACCAUUGCGAUUUCAGACACUGGCAACCAUCGUGUUGUUAUCAUGUCAGACUGUGGUAAAGUUGAGUCUGUGAUUGGUGGAACAGAGAAAGGCUGCUCUGAUGGCAUCUUUACAGAAGCCCAAUUCAACAGCCCUCAAGGAUUGGCAUUUCAAAGCUGUAAACUUCUGUUUGUUGCAGAUACAGAAAACCACUGCAUCAGAAAAAUAGAUCUCACUGCAUGCCAAGUGACAACUGUGGCAGGAACAGGCAAGCAGGGGCACGAUACAGCUGGAGGUGGCCUGUGGACACAGCAGUCCCUAUCAUCUCCCUGGGACCUCUGUCUUGUUCCUGGAAGAGAGGCAGAUGCACAAAAUGAUCUCAGUGUACUUCUUAUAGCCAUGGCAGGCACUCACCAGUUAUGGGCUCUGUUUCUGAGGGACACUGUGUGGUGGAAACAGCAGUUUUAUAAGGAGGGAACUUGUGUUGCCAUUGUGGGUACUGGGAAAGAAGAAAAUCGUAACAACUUAUAUCCUCAUGCAGCAGCUUUUGCACAGCCUUCUGGUGUGACACUCUCUCCUGAACUGCAGGCUGUCUUUGUGGCAGAUAGUGAGAGCUCAAGUAUUCGGAGAGUAUCAUUGGUUGAUGGAAAAGUCAGCGCUGUUGCUGGUGGCAGUAGAAGUCCUUUUGAUCUGUUCCAGUUUGGAGAUGUAGAUGGGAAGUUAUAUGAUGCUAAAUUACAGCAUCCUUUAGGAGUUGCUUGGUGUCCAAGGAAUGAAACACUAUAUGUGGCAGACUCUUACAACCACAAGAUAAAAGCUAUCUCAAUUUCAACUAAUUUCUGUAAAACCUUUGCUGGUAGUGGAAAAUCUGGUGACUCAGUUGGACCCAUAGGUGAUAAUUCGGUUCAGUUCAGUGAGCCAGGUGGGUUAUGUGUGAGUUCUGAUGCAUCAAGAAUUUACAUUGCUGACACAAACAAUCACAGUAUAAAAGUGAUUCACUUGGAAUCGGAAUUGCUUGAAAGAGUGGAUGUUCAUAUUUCUAAUAUGUAUAAGAAGAAGACAAGAGCACCAAGAAAUUGUGUCCAGACUAAAAUUGCUAAAAUACAUCCUAAUGGAGGAACAGCCAAACUGAAAUUUCUUGUUGGUCUUGAUGAAGGCUUAUCAUUGACUCCAGAUGCUCCCCAAAAAUGGGCACUUGAGUUUCCUGAUGAGGAAUGGCAGUCCAAUAAUUUAAGUGGAGAAUACAAAAAAGAAUUAGAUGUUGAACUGACAGUACCAAAAGCCAAAGAAAAUCAAUCAACAUCUGCAGUAAUGGUUUUUCGGAUGUACCUUUGUAGAACUAACAAUGAGUGUCUUAUGAAGAAUCUACAGUUUCUGUGUACUGUUCAUUAUGAUACUGCUGCACCCACAGUAAUUAGUGACAGUUUCAAAUACAUAGUAUCAUAACACUGUUAUAUAGGUAAUCAAUGUGCACUUAUUUUGUUGCUUAUUAACAGUGCAAUUCAGUUAUGGAAAUCCUGAAGACAUUAUUCCUUUUGAGGGAAACACACACAGAAAAUAUUUCCAGGUACUUGUAACUCACUGUUGAAGUAACUGUACUGUUCUACAGUACACCUGAUAAUAAUGCAGAAAGCAAAAACAUAAAAUAAUAUAUUUUUAAUCUGUACAAAUGAAUUUGUUAAAAAAUAGCAAAUUAGGUCAUGUCACAAAUUAUCAGUCUGUACAAUACUAUUUGUAUCUAGCACGUCAUUUAUGUACUCUGUUUCUUAUACUUUUCAUUGGCUGUCAAAUGAUUGUACAGCCAAUGUCACAUAUUAACUGAUGAAUUUUAAACUAAUUUAAAAAAAUGCUUUCAGUUAAGGUGUGAUUUAUACAAAAUGAAACAAAAAUAAAUGCCUCACAUCAGUUGCAAGCAGAGAAAGAGAAUGAAAAAAGAGGAGUUAAAUGACAUUUCUUGCAGCUGGAACUAAACAUGUAUUAAUUUCUUUAGGUGGCUUUGAAUAAAAACAUAAUACAUUUAAUAA